This is a messenger RNA of Rhagoletis zephyria (snowberry fruit fly), 1604 nucleotides long. Its product is annotated as serine protease 53-like. The record is from RefSeq and is a predicted model, not a curated record. Gene Ontology annotation, molecular function: serine-type endopeptidase activity. Lineage: Eukaryota; Metazoa; Arthropoda; Insecta; Diptera; Tephritidae. Gene Ontology annotation, biological process: proteolysis.
AUGUGGACUAAGUACGCGCUAUUAUUGCUCGGUUUGGCUAGCGUGGCUCACUGCUACCCUCAAGGACGUGUUGUCAAUGGCACUGCUACUACGGUGGAACAAUUUCCAUAUAUCGUAUCCCUGCGCGGUUCAACCGGCUCGCACUCCUGCGGUGCCAGCAUUAUCGCACCACGUUGGAUACUCACUGCUGCGCAUUGCGUUUCCGGCGCAACAGCUAGUCGGAUCAGCAUACAAUUCGCUUCGACAGUGCUUGAUGCCAGAAGCACGAAUGUGGCGAAGGUGAAGCGGAUCGUGGUACACGAAAACUAUUCAUCCUGGUACAUUUUAAAUGAUAUUGCCCUGUUGGAGUUGAAUGGUCAAUUGGUGUACAACUACAAAACUAUUGCGCCGGUAACGUUGCCCGAACAGGGCUAUGAGAUACCACAGGUGCCGGAGGGUGUGCCCGGUGUGUUGGCUGGUUGGGGCCGAAAUUAUACCAAUGGUCCUGUGCAGUCAACUUUGCAAGAGGUAGAUCUGAAAAUCUAUUCAGACGAGGAGUGUCUUGCGCGUCAUCAGAACGCCACCACUGUUGACAACAUUUGCGGUGGUGUAGACGUAGGUUGGAAGGGUCAAUGUAAUGGCGAUUCUGGCGGUCCACUGCUCUCUGAAGGACACGUCCAAUUGGGCAUUGUUUCAUGGAGUAUAAAACCGUGCGGUACACCGCCAUAUCCGGGUGUUUACACCAAAGUGUCGCAUUAUGUUGAUUGGAUUAAGGAGAACUGUGACUCAUCUAUGUGGUCUUCAGUCGUCAUAAUUUUCACAGCCCUAUUGGGCAUAGUAUCGUGUUACCCACAAGGACGCGUCGUAAACGGCACCUCGACCAGCAUUGAGAAUUAUCCAUUUCUGGUGUCCUUGCGUGGCUCGACCGGCUCACACUCCUGUGGUUCAAGCAUUAUAGCACCGCACUGGAUACUCACUGCUGCUCAUUGUGUCAAUAGCAGAAAUGCCAGCCAGAUAAGCAUUCAGUUUGCCUCGUCGGUAAUCAGCGCAACCAGUACAAAUGUGGCGAAGGUGAAACGCAUUAUAGUUCACGAGGAUUAUCGACCUGCGGCUGCUUAUGCCAAUGACAUUGCGCUCUUGGAAUUGUUUGGUCAGUUGGUGUUCAAUGGCAAAACAAUUGCGGCGGUCACCUUGCCUGAACAGGGCUUUGAGAUACCGCAAGUGGCAGAAGGAGCACCCGGCAUACUGGUUGGUUGGGGCCUCAACGCGACCGGUGGUUAUCUACAAAGUGUUGUUCAAGAAGUCGAUUUGAAAAUCUACUCGGAUGCUGAGUGCACUGAACGGCACAAUGGUCGCACCACCAGCGACCACAUUUGUGGCGGCGUUGACGAAGGUGGUAAGGGCCAAUGUAGUGGCGAUUCCGGUGGUCCGUUGCUAUAUCAGGGACAUAUUCAAUUGGGUAUUGUUUCGUGGAGUAUCAAACCCUGCACAGUGUACCCGUAUCCAGGAGUGUAUACCAAAGUAUCGCACUACAUCGAUUGGAUUCAAGAAAAUGUUGAUGCGGACCUUUAAAUAUACAGAAGCCGAUAAAGAAAUUUAUUGAUUUUUUUGUGAGCUGCUAUAUU